UCUCCUCUCCCUCUCCUCUCUGCCUCUCCCUCCCUUUCUCUUCUUCCUCUCUCCUCUUCCUCUCGAGCGAGGGAGAGGAGGAGAAGCCCGCAGCCUCCUGGCCGGAGGGGCAGGGCGCGUAGGAAGCGGCGGCGGGCCUCCUCCUCCCCAAGAAGGCUGGGAUGGGACCAGGCAGCGGCUCUACCCGGCCGGGAGGUGGCGGCCGUGGCCCAAGCGGCCUCGGAGCCCGGCGCGCCAUGGAGGGAGGCGCGGGGAGGGCUCUCGGCUGACGAGCCUCGGACCCCCAGCGGAGGAGGAGAAGCCGGAGAAAGCGGCGCGCGCGCGUCCCCGCUCCGCUUUGCGGUUGCCCCCCCCUCCCUCCCCCGGGCAACGGGGGGGAGGCGGCGCAAAGAGCCAGCGAGGAGCCCUGUCGCUGCGUCCCCGCUCCGCUUGGCUGGCAAGAUGGGCUGGAGCCGGAGGAUCGGCGGAACCGGAGCUCCGUCCCCGCUGCUGCUAUCGGCGGUGCUGCUGCUCCUCCUGGCCAGCCAGCAGCCGAGCGCCGGCCGGAAACCUCCCAAGAGAAGAUGCGCUUCGGGCUGCACCUGCACCAAGGACACGGCGCUGUGCGAGGGAGUCAAGGAGAUCCCCCGCGAUCUGCCCCCGAACCUCAUCUCCCUGUGUCUUAUUCGGUCCGGCUUUACUGAGGUCUUGGAAGGCAGUUUUCAACAGGUGCCGUCUCUCCAGCUGCUCUUGAUCACUUACAACUCCCUGGAAUUGAUUGGGGACGAUGCUUUUGUGGGACUGAUACACCUGGAAUAUCUGUUCAUUGAACAAAACAGACUAGAAGCCAUCUCCAAGAAUGCCUUCAGAGGCCUGAAGACUCUUCUUCAUCUGAAUUUAGCCAACAACAACUUGCAGACCUUACCAAGGCACCUCUUCCGAGGGCUGGAUUCGCUGACUUCAGUGGACUUGCGGGGCAAUGCUUUCCACUGCGACUGUAAGCUGAAAUGGCUGGUGGAGUGGUUGAGCCACACCAGCGCCUUGGUGGAGCCCAUCGAGUGCCACUCGCCGGCUGAGCUGAACCGCACCAGCCUCAGCGAACUGCGCCCUGGAGGGUUCAAUUGCAUCACCACCGAAUUUGUUCUCUUUGACACUUUGCCAGAGCAGUCUCUUUCAAUAGAAACGUUCGUCUACCACGAUGAAGAGAAUUUGGUGGUUGCGCAGCCCUUUACCGGACGCUGCAACUUCAUGGAGUGGGACCACGUGAGUGGGAGAUUUCGCAGCUAUGCCACGAUCAAUGGUUCUUCCACCGUGGUCUGCAAACCCUUGGUGAUUGAGGGCGAACUCUUCGUAGUUGUAGCUCAGCUCUUCAGAGGGUCCCACAUCUACAAGCGACACGAAACUACAGGACAGUUCCUGCACACCCAGGUCAUUGAGAGCUCGCGCAUCCGCAAGCCCAAUGACAUCGAGGUCUUCCGAAUGGAGGGUGAUUGGUAUUUCAUCAUGGCUGACAGUUCCAAGGCCGGUUCGACCACCUUGUACCGCUGGAACGGACACGGCUUCUAUUCCCACCAGUCCUUGCAUUCUUGGUAUCGGGACACCGAUGCUGAAUUUCUGGAGAUUGCAGGCAAGCCCCACCUCAUCUUGGCCAGCAGCUCUCAGCGCCCGGUCGUCUAUCAGUGGAACAAGCAGCAAUUCGUGCGCCGGACGGACAUUCCAGAUAUGGAUGAUGUCUACGCUGUCAAGCAUUUCAAGGUCAAAGACGACGUGUACAUUUGUUUGACGCGGUUCCUCGGAGAUUCCAAGGUGAUGCACUGGGAUGGGUCCAUGUUUCGAGAUGUCCAGCAGAUGCCUUCUCGCGGCUCCAUGGUCUUCCAACCGCUGAGCAUCGCCGGCUAUCGCUACGCCUUCCUUGGCAACGACUACUCCUUCAGCAAAGUUUACCGCUAUGACCCCGUCACUGGCCUCUUCCAGCACUUCCAGGAGCUCAACACCCAGGCGCCGCGUUCCUUUGCCCACCUCAACGUUGACAAGCAAGACUUCCUGAUUGCCUCCAGCUUCAAGGGCAAGACACACAUUUACCGUCACCUCAUCAUUGAUCUGAGUGCCUGAGCCCAGCAACAGUGGGGCUGGGGUGGGGGCAGCCGGGGGGUGGGGCAUUGAUUGAGGGUAGGAGGCAGCUACCGCAGGGAGAAGCAACCCAGGAGAAGACCCCGUUGGCUCCUGGGGAGGUGCAGUACCAGAGGCAUCCACUAGGGGGACAGCAUUUGGAAGCAGAUGCUGUUGAGGGUGCCCGUCUCCAAUGGCAGAAGACAACAGCUGGCCAGCAGGUGGGAGCUAGGCGACUUAAGAGCCAUAAUCAAUCACUAGCAAACGCAACUUGAGUGGCAGCAGAAGUCAGCAGGUUUUUCUUUUUCUUUUGACCUGCCGAAUGAUGAUAAACUGAUGCUGCCAUUGCCGGAACAGCAGUUCUCUCAGCCACCUCUUCCUAGGUGGCUCAGUGGCUAAAGACACUGAGCUUGUCGACCGGAAAGGUCGGCGGUUCGAAUCCCUAAUACAGGCCUCCUGCGUGAGCAGAGGGUUGGACUAGAUGACUUCCGAGGUCCCUUCCAACUCUGUUACUGUUACUCAGAAACCCUUCACCGACAAGGCACUUCGUUUGAUAGGGAGGUCAAUCCUAUCCAGAAUUGCUCAGAAUUUCCAUUCUUUUUUUUCCCCCAUUUCAUUUCCUAACAAGGACGAGGUCGAUUCAGUUGGAGUUUCUUCUUCCCCUUUUAAUGAAUUCCUGAAAAGGUUUUUUUUUUUUUUAUUUUGCUUGUUUUGCCUGCUUGCUUGUAUGGCUCUGUUUUCUGUUGAAAACAUUUUAUUUUUUUUAAAUUGUGCAAUCCUGCAUCAGAUAACUGUAACCUAUGCGUGCCUGUCCAAAAAAAGCAAACACCCAACUUACGGCUGAGUUCACACAAUGCGGACAGAGCCAUUUAAAAUGGAGUUGAUGGCUUGGGAUUCAGUUUUGGGGAGGGGGAAUCAUAAUCUAUUGUAGAAACCAGGCCAUGAUGUUAUCAUAUGUGGGGGUGGGAUUUGGCUAUCCCAAAUCAUGGGCCCCAAAACAUUGUGUGAAUACAGCCAAAGAAUCUUGGAACCCCUUUAAAUGUCUUCUGAUAUAAGCUUUGUAUGUUAUACUUGAGCCACGGUGGUGCAGUGGUUAGAGUGCAGUACUGCAGGCUGCUUCUGCCGGCUGCCGGCUGCUGGCUGCCUGCAAUUUGGCAGUUUGAAUCUCACCAGGCUCAAGGUUGACUCAGCCUUCCAUCCUUCCGAGGUGGGUAAAAUGAGGACCCAGAUUGUUGGGGCAAUAGGUUGACUCUGUAAACUGUUUAGAGAGGGCUGUAAAAGCACUGUAAAGCAGCGGUGAAAUCUGGCCAGAUCUAUCCGGCUCGCACGAACCGGUAGGGCUGCUGGCGGGAGGCUCCGCCCACCCACUGGGACAUCAUUACGUCCCAUUUUUCACCCUCUGCGCAUGCGCAGAAUUCUCUGUGCAUGCUCAGAAGAGGUAGCGAAGGUAAGUGCAUUUCACUGCUGCUGUAAAUGGGUAUAUAAGUCUAAGUGCUAUUGCCACUUCCCUAGGAGUAAGUCCCGUCGAACUUAACUGGAAUUACCAGCCCAGGCCAUACAUACUGGUCUGCCACCCACUCAGUCCUACUGGAAGCCUGCCUCAACUUUUCCUUGAGAUAGGCUGCAUUUUCCGAUGAACAUUUUCCUGCGUUCAACAGAAGUUUUUUUCCAAAGGAGAUCUGCAUCAAGUAACGUUACAGUCACCUGCUGGUAGCUCCCAGCAUGUUUUAAUGGCCGUUUUCUAUUUCCCAAUUUAAGGAUGUAUAAACAUAUCACCAUGUUCGCCAUCAAACUACGUCAGGGAGAGACACAACCGAAGCACAAGCUUAGCGUUAAGCACACAAGGGGGUCCCAGGAAAUCUCGAUCAACUGGAGGAGGACUUGGGAGGGAGGGGGGAAGAGAACAAAGUAACUUAAGAGGCGCAUGGACUCAUCGACAGAACGGGGAAGAUGGGAGCCAUUCUGGACAGAACUGUUGACUGAACCAGAGGUGGACUUGCAAGAAACACAGUCCGGCAUUUAUAUUUCAACCCCGUAAAUCAGGGGUCUCAACCUUGGCAACUUUAAGCCUGGUGGACUUCAAUUCCCAGAAUUCCCCAGCCAGCUUUUGCUGGCUGGGGAAUUCUGGGAGUUGAAGUCCGCCAGGCUUAAAGUUGCCAAGGUUGGAGACCCCUGCCGUAAAUAGCCAUUGUGUUAUUCAGUCAUCAAAUCCCCUUCUAGGAGUGGAAUUACUCUAUUGUAUACCUUCCUCUUGGUGGACUGGGAGAGAGACACAGCUCAGGCGGAAAAUACACCACGCGUGGUUUUCUUCAGAAGGACAUGUGGAUUUCUUCUACGGGCUUCCCUUCACGAUGCGGCAUCCCACAUACAAUACAAUUGUAAAUAAAAAUCAAUAUAUUUGUUUGUGGGCUGGUGAAUGUUUGGGCUUGUCGCCACUUUCCAGAAGCUCAAGGAAGCUACUCGGAGCCAAAGGGUGUGGGGG
This is a messenger RNA of Ahaetulla prasina, 4570 nucleotides long. It is a transcript of the gene LGI4, whose product is annotated as leucine rich repeat LGI family member 4. Gene Ontology annotation, molecular function: protein binding. NCBI's taxonomy places the organism in Eukaryota, Metazoa, Chordata, Lepidosauria, Squamata, Colubridae. The record is from RefSeq and is a predicted model, not a curated record. The transcript has 9 exons. Bases 442 to 2091 code for a protein of 549 amino acids. Gene Ontology annotation, biological process: neuron maturation; myelination in peripheral nervous system.